Molecule: messenger RNA, 734 nt
Organism: Vigna unguiculata (cowpea)
Lineage: Eukaryota; Viridiplantae; Streptophyta; Magnoliopsida; Fabales; Fabaceae
Source: RefSeq, a predicted model, not a curated record
UCUUCAAAGUCCGAAAUCAAAGAGUGAGAAUCAAGCUACAACUUCAAAAAAAUUUAAAUGUCUACCACACAGUUUUCUCUUCUUGUAAUUUACCUUCUCCUUUCUCUGAACUCUCUUGGCACAACCAUGGGUGGAAGAAUCAUUCCCCCCAGUGCUCCAAGCACAGUUACGAGGCCACUGGUAUCCUCAGAGGUUGAGAACUACGUGAAGCCGCUGCUGAAUCACAAGCACAAAGCCCUGCAAGCAAGAGAGGUCAAGGGUUGCUUGCCAAAAGGUUCGAGGCAUAACUCUGCUCCUAGCAGAUUCGUCAACUACAAGACUCUCGGCUCUGCUGGCUGUUCCAGAAUGCAUUCUGGAAAACCUUGAAUAGUUCAAGAUAUUCUUCUCAGUAUUUUGAGAGAACAAUUUUGUAUAUGGCUUUUCAAACAUGAAAGGUGACACCAGAAAAUCACUUAUGAUGAGGGUUGCAAUUUUCAAAGAUGUGCAUCGGAAGGUGAAGAUGUUCUUAUAUAUUGUAUAAAUUCGGGAGACAUUACCCCAACAUUGGAGAAAGAAUUAUGAUGUUUGUUUGAAAUGCUUAGGAUGUGAUGCUGAUAGAUUAGUUUCUAGGAUUCGAACCAUCGAAUGAAACUCCGGGAUAUAUAGCUACUAAUAUGGUUAUGGUAGGUAGUGUUGUAGUUUUGUAGAAAUAUAAACACCCUUUAGUGUGAUUUGUAGUUCAAUUUUGUAUUGUG